AUGGCUGUCGCGAUUUCACCGUCCGAUUGUUCGAACCCGUACUCGCUUGGUGCUGCUAAUUCGUGGGAGACUUUACCUUCUGAGCCACUGUCUAUGGUUGGCGUUAUGUCUUACCACUACCCAGCAUUCCCCUCUGAGGGCGAUGAGAUGGGUAUGCCGCCGCCUCCGAACUUCAUGCCCUCAUAUACAAUUCCUUCACAGCAGCUUACAUCCUUGCCGACGGUUAAUCAGCAAGCUCCUCCACUCUUGAGCCAGCAGCAUGGUAUGGAAAUGAAGGGGACAUACCCAGCACCGAGCGCUGGUUCUUUACAUUCUUCAGAACCCGAUGAGCAACAGCAACAGAGCGGAAGCGCAGGGGAGAAGAAAAGGAACAAAUUGGGCUACCAUCGUACUUCGGUUGCUUGUGGCCACUGCCGGCGUCGAAAGAUCAGAUGCAUCACUUCGCCCAACGACACCCAAGGACGCUGUAUCAACUGUAUUCGGUUGAAGAAAGAUUGCAGUUUCUUUCCUGUAGACCAGGCAUCGAUCGACGAUUCACGGGGCAAACAGGGGUCAAGGGCAUCCGCAGCACCAAAAGGGAACUCGGCAACCUCCUCCCCAGCAACACCGAUCAGUAAGCCCGUGGAGCAGCCAAAGAAAGCCAAAGCGUCACUUGUCCCUUCAACGAAAAAGCCAGUUCCCAUCACUGUUCCGACGACAGGGGAGACGGCUGAAGCUGCAGUGUUUCAGCCCCAAACGAGAGUUACAGCUUCAGUGCCAUCUCCUACAAGCAAAACUCCCGUCGAAACUUCCAACCAGACUACAGCCAACUGGGUGAUAACGGCACCCGAUCAGAGCCCAAGUGCAUCGUCAGAAUUGAGUGCACCUUGGCAAACAUAUGCCUCCGGAUCGCCAAUGAGCCAGCAGUUCUCGCCAUUUACAUCUGUAGCACAAUCUCCGUCUGGUUGGCCUCCUGGAAACUCGGAACCAUUACCUCAGGGGAAUGUUGAUAUGGGUAUCUGGGGUCAGUUUGCGCCGCCGGCACGGUCCAUGUCGUAUGGGGGAGAACCCUUGGGUAGUAACCACCCUUCCCAGUACUCGAUGGUGGCACCAGGACGGCAGUUCGAUCGAAGACUGUCUGCAUUAUCCGACGCAUAUACUACUUCCAUGGACGGCGUGAUGCCUGGAUACGACAGCUCGAAUAUGAAUACACCCGUCUCCUUCCCUGUUGGAGCAGUACCUGCGAACUACACAACAUGGGAUCAGACGAAUGCAUAUACCGACUAUACAUAUAUGAAGGGCCAAGAAGCCUAUGGCGAUGGCUGGUCGCAUGCAAAUAGGAGCCAGGAUCACCGGCUUCAAAUAGCCAACAAUGGACAGCAAGUGAUGAAUAACGCGCCACCCAUGAAUUUAUAUCAAACUCAAUAA
Molecule: messenger RNA, 1407 nt
Organism: Fusarium coffeatum
Lineage: Eukaryota; Fungi; Ascomycota; Sordariomycetes; Hypocreales; Nectriaceae
Exons: 3
Coding region: 1-1407 (468 amino acids)
Biological process (GO): regulation of DNA-templated transcription
Molecular function (GO): DNA-binding transcription factor activity, RNA polymerase II-specific; zinc ion binding
Source: RefSeq, a predicted model, not a curated record